AUGGACUCAGAAGCUGGCUCCGCCUCCAGUCGCUCCUCCUCCCCAGACCUGGCGGCGUACGCCCAGGUGCAUUCUGGGGGCUACUUCCCGCGGCGGGUGUUCCGGGGCGGGUACGGCGCGGCGGAGCAGGAGGAGGAGGAGGAGGAGGGGGCGAUGAUGAUGACGGUGGCGGUGGCGAAGGCUCGCGGCGAGGCGGGGCAGGACCUGCGUCUGAAGGUGAACAGCCGGGAGAGGAAGAGGAUGCACGACCUGAACCAGGCCAUGGACGGGCUGCGCGAGGUCAUGCCCUACGCCCAGGGGCCCUCCGUGCGCAAGCUCUCCAAGAUCUCCACGCUGCUGCUGGCCCGCAACUACAUCCUGAUGCUGUCGUCCUCGCUGGACGAGAUGAAGAAGCUGGUGGGGGAGGUGUACGGCGCGGGCGGCCUGUCCCGCCACGCCCCGGUCUCCACGGUACCCGCCCCGCCCCCGCUGCACCCCCUGGCCGCGCCCCUGCACUCGCUCCUGGGGGGCCCGCCGGCACCCCCCCCUCCGGCCCCCACCGCGGCCGCCCUCCACAGCCUGUCAGCCUCCUACCGGCACUUCCACGGCCUGCCCUGCCCCUGCGCCCUCUGCCAGCCCCUGCCCCUCGCCCGGCCCGGCCUGCACUGCCUCGCCUUGGGCAAGUGA
Conger conger (European conger) is the source of this 666-nucleotide messenger RNA. It is a transcript of the gene olig4, whose product is annotated as oligodendrocyte transcription factor 4. The coding region runs from base 1 to 666 and encodes 221 amino acids. Gene Ontology annotation, molecular function: protein dimerization activity. Lineage: Eukaryota; Metazoa; Chordata; Actinopteri; Anguilliformes; Congridae. The record is from RefSeq and is a predicted model, not a curated record. The transcript has a single exon.